AAUGAUGCUGUCAUUAGGGGUAUGGUGAAUGCAGUUGAGCAAGAGGCAGCUGACAAGAUUGCUCAGAAAGAAUUGGAGCUUACAAAAUUGAGGGAAACAAUGCAGCUUUACCGUGUUGGUUCUGAUGAAAACAAACCCUUGGUGUCUUAUGAACCAAAAUAUGAAUCUUUGUGGAAGCAGAUUUCAAGUUUGCGUCAGGAAUUGGAAGCCAUCUCGAAAUAUCUGUCCAAUCAUGAAGCUGGGCAGUUGAGUCCUCAAGGGUCCUUGGAUAUUGAUGAGGAGUUGGGCAGUAGUAAGAGAAAAGAUCAUUUGCAGCGCAAAGUUUCAGGGAAUCUUGUUUCAACAUCAACUUCUCUUAGGCAGGGAAAUGGCAAGCAUGAAGAGUCUGUAAUAACCAUUCCUGAAAAUGUGAAUGCUGCACAACUAAAGCACUUGUCAAUGGAAGAGUUGGUGAGUUAUUUUAAGAAUGAGAUGGCAAAAAUGAAGAGAAACCAUAACUACAAAGUACAAGAGAUGACUGAAGACUAUUAUAGCCUCAAGAGGGAAUUCUUGAAUUUGAAGGAAAGGGGUCCUUCUUUACCAUUGAGGAAGGAUAAGGAUUUUGAUAUCUUGAGAAAAAAGAUCCCUGAAAUCAUUUUGAAGUUGGACAACAUUCUUGUCCCAAAUGAAAAAUUACCUGCAUUCGGUAAUAACGCUGAUGGUCUUGACUGCUCGAGGGACAGAUUAGAAUCUCUUCUUUUAGAAAACGGCCGAUUGAGAGACUUAUUUAGAGAUGCUGCAUGCAAUGCUGUACCUUGCAGGAAAUGUGAACUUGAAGAUUUGGAUUUGGCAUCUAUUGUUGAGGAGAAGACGUAUGCAAUCAUGCUCAAAGAAGCUAGGGAGACACUCGGUGACCUAAACAUGAAAGAAAGAGCGCUGAAAUUAGAAAAUGAAAAAUUAAAGCAAGAUAUCCUCAUUCUGGAAACAUCUCUUGAUGGAAAAGAGAAGUUGCUGCAGGAAAGAGCUGGUGAUUUGCUUGAGGCAUUGGAGCAAAUCGAACAUGAUAAGGUGCAGCUUUACGAAUUAAAUCAAAAGUUUGAGCAAACCAUGAAGGAAUUAAGAGAAAGCAACGAUGAAAAAGGAAGGCUUCUUGCUAUUACGCAGGAUCAGCAGAAUGCUUUGUCAUUGGUUGAAACAAGGGAAAGGGAAAACAGAAAGCAAAUGGAAUCUGUAACCACUCUUGUUCAUGGUCUGUCUCUGGCAAUUUCUGUUAUUGAAUAUAGAAUAGCAGGGGUUCUUAAAACGGAGUAAUUUCUGGUAGCCACUGUAUUACUGUUACUCUAUUGUUGACUAUAUAGAUAGUAAAAUUAUAAAAUAUUAUUAAGUGGUUUUUAGUAGUGAUUAAAAUGUAAAAUAUUAU
Messenger RNA from Rubroshorea leprosula, 1399 nucleotides. Lineage: Eukaryota; Viridiplantae; Streptophyta; Magnoliopsida; Malvales; Dipterocarpaceae. The record is from the annotation of a GenBank genome assembly.